AUGAAACACAUUCCUGAUGCAAUACCAGACUCUCCACAAUCAAAAAAUUAUGUCCAAUUGAGUCUUUCUUCUCCAUCAAAUGAUUGUAUCUAUGGAACUUAUUGGCAAUAUGGUGGUUUCUAUGCUACUACUUUGUCAUUUCCAGUGCAUUGGAAUUAUAACUGGACAUCAUUUCAUAUUGGAAACUAUGUUAAAUUUAAUUAUAAAAUGAUUCACUCAGAAAAUACUUCUCUGGCAGAAGAUUAUUGGUAUGCAGAUGAAUUAUGUGAAGUAUAUACUGGAGAAAAAUUUCCUUGCGAAGAAAUUUAUUUUGUUAAAAAUACUGAAAUACCUCUUCGAACAACUCAAGUCUUUCGACAAGGAUGGGAUAUGAUGCGUCAAAUCACAACAUAUCGAGUUGUAUCCAUAGGCGAACCUGAUCAACGCCUAUUUGAUAACAUUCCAAAGAACUGGGCCUAUGAUUGUAAUGAUACAAUGCUCGGUAUUCGUUACGAUCCACAAAUGCCAACAUUAAAAUUGAAUGAAAAUGUGACUAUUCAAGUUUGGUUGCCGACUCCACCACAUCGAAUCAAUAACAAAGAUACAGUUAGUAUCGAAUGGCAACCGGCAAACUUUUCAGAAUGUAAAGAUUGUGUCACCUGGACACCGAAUCGACUUAGUUUCAAUAUUGAAAACUUUCAUCAAAAACAAAUUCUUCAUGCUACUCGUAUUAAAGAAGGAAGUGUUACUCUGCUACCAAUUUUUAAUGGCGGUGGAUAUGAUAAAGCUAUAGUAGGAGCCUAUCAAAUUUACAUUGGUUAA
This is a messenger RNA of Rotaria sp. Silwood2, 801 nucleotides long. Lineage: Eukaryota; Metazoa; Rotifera; Eurotatoria; Philodinida; Philodinidae. The record is from the annotation of a GenBank genome assembly.